This is a messenger RNA of Recurvomyces mirabilis, 666 nucleotides long. RefSeq lists its product as uncharacterized. NCBI's taxonomy places the organism in Eukaryota, Fungi, Ascomycota, Dothideomycetes, Mycosphaerellales, Teratosphaeriaceae. Gene Ontology annotation, molecular function: methyltransferase activity. The transcript is spliced from 2 exons. The record is from RefSeq and is a predicted model, not a curated record. Bases 1 to 666 code for a protein of 221 amino acids.
AUGACGGCGCCCAUGAAAGCCAUUGAUAUAUAUGAGGGCAUCGGCCCUGCAUAUCAGAUCGCUUUUGACAACCCACCAGCACAAAUACGAUCCGUGCAAUGGCUUCUGUCGCAGCUGGAUCCAGCCUCGAAGAUCGUCGACAUUGGUUGCGGGACAGGCAGACCGGUGUGUGAGAUGCUCGCUAACACUGGCCAUCAUGUCAUCGGAGUUGACUUCUCUCCCAAGAUGGUCGAGACAGCUCGAAGUCAGGUGCCGGCCGCCAGAAUCUUGAAGAGUGAUGCACUAUCCUGGGAACCAGCACAAGAGGAUCGACCUUUUGAUGCCGUCACUUCUUACUUCGCUUUCUUGGGUGGCACCAAGCAGGAAGACGCUCGGAAGUUCUUUAAGAGGGCGUACAGCUGGCUCAACCCUGGGGGCGUGUUCAUUUUCGGUCUUGUGCCCCUCGACUGGGAGGAAGUCGAGAUCACCUGGCUUGGCAGAAAACUGGUGACAUCUACGCUGAGUGCGGACGACGCAAAGGCCAGUAUCAAGGCCGCAGGCUUCAACGUAGAACACGAGGAGAGUGUCAAGUUCAGACCGAAGGCGGUCGAGGCGGGAUUGUGCAAGGAAGACGAAAUCGACACAGAGACUCAUCUUUUCUUGUAUGCUCGGAAGCCUGCUCCGUGA